This is a messenger RNA of Mesorhabditis belari, 4218 nucleotides long. NCBI's taxonomy places the organism in Eukaryota, Metazoa, Nematoda, Chromadorea, Rhabditida, Rhabditidae. The record is from the annotation of a GenBank genome assembly.
AUGGAGCGAGCUAGAUGGUUUUCCAUACUUCUGCUCACAGCAAGCGCCAUUUUGAUUGGAGUCGCCGCCAUUCUCCUUGGCAUUGGGCUCUCGAAAAUAAAUAAAAAAUGUGAUUCAAAACCGAUAAAAUGCCCAGCCUCAGACUGCCCAAUUGGAAUCAGCAAUCAUACAAAGUUGCUCUACUUUUCGCUGGAUCCGGGACUUCCCUGGAAUGACCAAUAUUAUCUCAACUCAACCGAUGAUUACAAAGAAGCUAUAGAAAAGUUUAAACAAAAUGUGACGGAAAUUCUGACCUCACCAGCGACUCAAAAUUCGUUUAUGAGCUUUAAAAUUGAGCCGACUGUACCGCUGCCGCUUGCUGUUUGGCCGGAUUAUCUUGCACAAUCAUUCAACACAACCACGAUUUUUUAUGGAACUUUUUUAUUCGCUGAUCCAGUCGAUCAAAGAACUUUAAAUUCCAUAUUCAAAGCAAUGAAUUGGACAUCGAAAAUGGCUGAAAGUACAGAUGCUAUUGCUCAAAUCAUUGCUGAACAACCACCUCCAAAUCCCACACCAAUUAAAGGUUUUCCUUGUGAUCCACGAAUUCCUGGGCGAACUGUCAUUGUAAUGGUGGACAUUGCAAAACCAAUCGAUCCCACAAUUUCGCCUCAAAUUAAGCUCCAAGCCAUCAAGAAUUAUGUGUCGUUGAUAACGCUGCCCGAAGAGACUGUUUGGAAUACGUUUGAAAUGGGAUUAGGAGUGUUUCAUGGAAGCAAUGCAUACAUUUUGAAUAAUUGGUUGUGCAAAAAUCAAACUUGUUGGAAUGAUGCGGUGGAUGCUUUGUUUAUCAAUGAAACCUCACAAAGUCACAACACGACAAGAGCUCUUGAAUUCAUUCGCGACGAGUUCACUUCCCUUUCUUCUCAACUAUCUCCAGGAAAAGCCCGAUCACUGACGAUUAUAGCUGAUGGAUUUGAAUAUGAUGGUGGUUUUGGUGAAAGCUGGAGUCGUCAGCUUGCCGCUGUUGUCGCAAAGACUUUCUAUUUCACGACAAUUGUCUCAAGCUAUCCAGAAGUCCUGACUCUGCAAGUGAAUUGGAUUUGUCAAGCUCAACCCGUAACCACUGCCGCUCCCACGCAAACCAUCCCAACCGCUCGUCCCGUCAUCAUCACAACAGUACCCACCGAUCCCACAAAGCCACCAAUAAUCAGAAACUCAGCAACUCCACCUCCAUUCAAACCCACUCAAGCCAUCUUACACCAAAAGGAUCCUUUGCCACCACAAACUUGGCCUGAUAUUUGUAUUGUUUUAGAUACCUCUGCAGACUUUUCUGCAACUGGAUCUGCGCUGAAUGAUGAGGGAUUUGAAGUGGUUCGACUAUUCCUCAUCAACACGCUUAUCAAAUACAGAAUUGGUCCGGAGCUGGGUUUAACCCAAAUUGCGCUUGUCACCUUUGAUCAGGAUGUCAAGUCAUUCACUAUUGGAAAGGAAAACUCUCAUUUCGCAAUUGUGGCCUUUGACUCAAAAGGGAUAAAUUCUUCUCGUUUGAUGAAUGAGCCUCAAAGCGCAGAGAACAUUUUGGACUUCAUUCGAACGAUCAAGUCCAAUUCUGGCGAUAAAAGUGUUAAUGCACAAUUCGACGCUGCUAUUGACUUCAUCUUGUCGACUGUGAGUGAGAAUGGAAAACGAAAUUCAACGUCCAGUUUUGUGAUUUUCUUCACGAAAAAUCAGGACAAAUCACUUACACUUAAAUUGAAUGAUCCAUUUGAAAACCAAUUCGUCCCUUCGAUGUUCUUCUUGAAUGGCUCAUUUAUUCCUCCAUUUGCUUACCAACUUAUGGGCAAUAAACCAUACGCUUAUCUCGUUAAUAACCUUCAAGAUUGGUCAAUCAAUACAACUGGCCAAAGAUCACCGAUCCAGCGGUUUUUCAAUGAUCUAGAAGCCGAAAAUCUUAUUGUUGUCCAAAGCCAACCGAUUCAAACUGUUGAUGUUUCAGCUGAUAUUGUGAUCGUCUUGGAUCUGGCAAAUCUUGGCAAUGACUUUAAGCUGGUAAUCGAUUACUUCACCAACUUUGCCGAAAAGUUUACAAUCGGCCUUUUCAAAGCUCAAAUUGCUGGAGUUUACUAUUCCAACAAGCAAGAGGGAGAAUUUUACCUCUCCCAAUGCUCAAAUGCUUCAUGUCUUAGCGAUCAAUUCAAGUCUUGGCACAACUCAAACGCUAAUGAUCCUAGUCUUUUAGUGGAUAUCCUUGAUCAUAUCAACAAAAACCAGUUGAUCUCCAAACAAGGAUGGCGUCAAUCGCAAACCUUUGUCCUAGUUUUUAGCGCUGAAACCAGAGCCACAUGGGAUGAAAAUCGAAUGAUAAUAGCCGCACGGGAAUUGCAUGACAAAAAUGCUUAUCUAUUAUACAUUGAUAUGAGCAAUGAGAAAGUCAAAAGAGAACAACUCACCUCGUUUGAUGACUAUCUACCAAUUGGUUCUCCAAAAAGUCUAAUCAAUGGUUCAGAAGCUGAUCAAAAAAUCGUGCAACAAGUUACAUCAAGUUAUCAAAAAUAUCGCUUUCCAUUGCCAAAGAAUCUUACGGAAGUUGUCGCUGAUUUUGUUUUUGUUGUCGAUGUCUCAACAGGCAAGAUUCUGACCCAGGUAAAAGAUCUUGUUGGUGAUCUAGUCGACAAAAUGACGAUCAAUGAGACGGGUGUGCAGGUGGCAUUCAUUGCAUAUUCGAACGAAGGUCAAAUAAACGGAUCAACAUUUGAUCUUAAUAAGUAUCCCGAUUUUGAAAGCUUAUCAAAGGCUAUUCAAGAAAUACCGGACUUUCCGAUUGAAUCAGAAACAAAUCUUGGAUCAGCGCUAGAAUAUUUGAAUCAAGAAGUGCUAAAGGAGUCCAACGGUUUGCGUGAGACUCUAACGUUUGUCACGUUCUUCAGUGCAAAUCCUAACUUCACAUCUCCUUUACAAGACUAUCAGGAGGCGUAUUCGGCUCUGCAAAAGAAUACAUUACUUAAUCUUUACGCAUUCAAUCUAGCUGAGAGUGAUCAAGCAGAUCGAUUGGAAAAUGCACUGAAAUUAGUAGUACCAUUAUCAACGCAAGUCGUCCAGACUACGAGCGUGCUUCCUGAAGCCAGUGCGAUCAAUGGAAAUGAUGGAUACUUCAAAUAUAUUAUAAAAACAUACACGAACUUCAUCAACCAAGUGGUCAUCACAACUACAACCGUUGCCUCUACUACCACUCCCGAACAGACUACAACUCCGGCUCAAACAACACAUGGAAAGAAAUUUCAAGCAAUGCCAUCCCAACAAAGUCUCCGGAGAUCAAUUAUACCAGUCAUUGUUUUUUUGAUUGUGGGUGUGCUUUUUAUCGCAGCCGGUGCGGCAAUGCUCGGAGUUGGCAUUCAUAAAAUUCAUCAAAGUAAGAAAACUGCAGAAUCUUGUACUUGUCCCAGUGCGUCAUCAACGUUUAAGCCAUUGCCAACAACUGAACCUGCAAGGACUUCAACUUUGAAAACAGAAACAGCAUCAAGUCCUACCACUCUCCUAACUUCACCAGCAAAUGUCCCGGAUUGUAAUUUGACGUCAACCACGACAACCACUCCAACCACGCCACCAACCUCAACGACUUCAUACGAUCUUAGCAGCAAGGCGUUUGAAUUAAUCUUUAUCGUUGACAUCUCAGCAACAGCAAAGAGAUAUUUUGAUGACUACAUUUCAUUCAUCAAGAAUUUUCUCAACAUUUUCACCGUUUCCUCACUUUCAAACAGCAAUUUCGCUCAUGUUGGCAUUUACGGGGUUUCGCCGGAUCCAAACUAUGAACCCACGUAUUGCUCACUGGGACAACUUGGAAUGGAUGAUCUAUCUGGCUGCCUGAUCGUGAUUCAAAACUCAAUCACCAACAAGAUUGGGCAAUAUCUGAGAAAAUCUUUAGAUCUAGUCCAACAAAGUAUCGAUGAUGGAACGUAUCGCUCUCGAAUCGAUAACCAUUGGAUCAUCUAUCUAACCUCAGCCACAAGCAUCACACAAUCAGCGGACGCAGUUGCGAAAGCGAAAUUUUUCAAAGAUGGCAAAUAUUUCUCUUUUGCUGGGAUUUCUUACAAUGGAAUGCCUAGGGAAAACAUUUCGAUUGUCACUGGUGGCUACACUUGUACCUACGUAACGAACAGCUUCAGCAGUCUGACAACAACCGUGACUAAAGAUCUGCAACAACAAAUUUUUGACAAUCAGAAUGAUUUGUGCAUGAGUUCU